Messenger RNA from Mycotypha africana, 3600 nucleotides. RefSeq names its product Retinoic acid induced 16-like protein-domain-containing protein. The coding region runs from base 1 to 3600 and encodes 1199 amino acids. Lineage: Eukaryota; Fungi; Mucoromycota; Mucoromycetes; Mucorales; Mycotyphaceae. The record is from RefSeq and is a predicted model, not a curated record. The transcript has 5 exons.
AUGUCUGCUUUCAUCUCCAAAUUCUUACCAGGAAGAAAUGUUCCAAAAACAAAAUUAGAACUCAUAACAGAGGCAUGGAACAAUAUUCAGAAAUACUAUGAGACAGCUGCCGACCCACUCAAAGAUGCUGUUGACUUGACACCCAUCCCACAGAGUUUGGACAAUAUCAUCAAACUUAUACAAGCUGAAGAAAUAGAGUUUGAACGAGAAACUGGAAGUUUGGAAACAGGACCAUGUCUAGAGUAUCUACUACAAAAACGUGUGUUAGAGGAACUUGUCGAAUUUGCCAAGGUUGAUACACCUUACGGCAUGCGCAUACAUUGUCUUAGAUUUUUCUGUAGUCUAGUUACAAAUGUCCACGCCCAAUUAUUACCGGAGAGAGCAGUUCACGUUCCACUACAAAAAUUGAUAAAUUCCUCACAUCGCUUAAUAUGUCGACACUAUGAAGAUUUAGCAGCAACAGCAGAUAACAGUAACAAAAGCGCCUUUGAAACCUGCUCUGAGGAAAGAAUUGCAGCGAUAUCAGAACUAACGCUGGAGUUAGUAAAGCUGAUGCACGGAAUUUUUUCACAUUUUAAAGGUGCCAAUGCGGCCUUGAUGGAUUUAUUUUUCGAAAGAGGUUGGUGUCGAUCCAGAGGCGAGAGUGUUUGGAGAUGCUCGAAGGAAGGAAAACUAUUUCACAAGCGCAAAGAAAGUGUAGAGGAGAAAAUAGCAUGGGACAUGUUUUUGAUGCCUCGUUUUGACAUGUUUCAAUACCUGAUUGACUUUAUGAACAUGCCUGGAGAAACGGGUGAGAUUGCUAGAGAAUCAAUCCUUUUUGCACUACGAUUGUUGGAAGAUGAUCCGGAAUAUGUGUGCUACAUUGUCGAAUACUCCAACUUAUGUGAAGUGAUGGCAGAACGACUUGCAUUUUAUUUCGCUCAUUUACCAAAGAAUAAAGGAGCUUUUUCUGUUUCCAGCAAUAAUCGCAUUAAUAUGACCAGACCUUCGCGACGCCAAAUUCGAUUCUCAAUACCCGCUAUGGUGACCAACAACAGCCUGCUUAUUACUGUUAAUGCACAAAGCAGCUUUAAAAAGAAACGCAGAAAACGCACACCUUUUGAUGUUAAUUUCCUUCGUACUUUGGAAACGACUAUUGAUAAAGACCGAAUUAUUGAUGAAUUUUUCAGCUUUUGGGAAUAUUUGAAUGAUGUUGCUCGUGUUGCUGAGAAGCGGCUUAUGACAGCACUCAUGGUUCAAUUGACAACUAGUUUCUGGCAUCCUGUAAUAUGUACAGCAUUAAGCUCUCCUUCUGCUGAGGUUUCCACGUCAGCUACCGCCUAUACUACAGAAAUGAUUCGAUCUCUUACCGAUCAGAGAUUAUUACAUGUAUUUUUGAUUGUAUUAUUGGGGGAAGAUAGUGGGGUUGGAAAAGACCUCGAACCGGAAAUUGAAACCUAUAUACCCAUACGAGACUUGAUUGAUGACGAUAAGGAAGAAGAAGAGGACGAUGACGAAGAUACCUCCACCACACAUACAACAAGGGCAAGUGAAAAUGAAGAUAAAGCAGGAGAUAAUGAAAAGAGUUUGCUAGAGAAAAAACAAAGAGAAGCUGCUGAAGAUGAGGAAUUAACGCUCAGAUUACUGUUAAUAAACCGUAUCGAUACGGAAAAUUAUGAUCUAGCGUUAGCCACAUUGAGGUUAUUUGAUACCAUUAUUGAAACGUACAACCAAUUUGCUGUUUACAAUCUGGUAUUAAGAAACUAUUUGGAUAUAACUCCCGACGGUGAUUAUGUUGUUGAGGAUGAGAACCGUGACAAUAUAGAUACAUCAUCAUUUGAAUCGAGAACAAUAGAUGAAGAUGCCAACGUCACUACAACUGCCACUAAUAAUGCUGCUCCUGAGGAGGCUAGUAAAGUAGAUGAACUUGCAAUUGCUGAAAAAAGUAACGUUUCGAAUAGCAGUAAUAACAAAGUAGACGAUAAAAAGGAGAAAGUUCGCUGGUUAGUAGAGAGAGUCAUAUCGUUACUGCCCCUGGAAGACGAAUUGGAAAGAAUGAAGACUCCACCAUUGUCAUCUAUCAUAUCCGCAGAUUCAUUUGUGUCCGGAGCGGAUGGCAGCGAAGAAAAGCCUGGGCAAAACAAAAGUGGUAGCAGCAAUCCUUACAGUGUGGUUCCAGGAAACAGUUACGACGACUAUUUCCAUGAAGCACAGGAAAGGUUCCACUAUGCUUUAUUGGCUAGAAAUUUCUGGCAGAUACCCUACCCACCGAAAAAAACGAAGCAAGAUUAUGAACAAGAGGUAGAAGAUAGAAAAGGUCGCCCUGCUCGUCCGACUAGUAUAGCAGCAGCGGAAAUAUCACAUUCUGCUGAAAGCAGCCAUCACAAAUCCGCAGAUCAAGCCAGUAUUACUAGUUCAGCAACAACUAACACUUCAAAUCGCAGGACUUUUGAGACAUACGAAGGGUUAUUUUUGUCUCGGCUCUUUGAUCAAUUUCAAAGGAUGCUGGAAUUGCCUAUGGAACAGAAUUUAUUGAUCACGAGUAUCUUACAGAAAGUAGCAGGUGUUGUAGAUAAACGUAUGGAUGGCAUGCUAUGUGACUGGCGAGCUGUGAGAGUAGGUAAUGAUGGAGCACUUUACGGCGGUGUAUGGACGUUACCGUCGGCUAAAACGAAGCGCCGUACUCUCUAUGCCCUUUUGGAACAAGUAACUUUUGAGGCUUUGAAAAGAGCCCAGCUCGUACCAAAUUUUGAGACACGAAUCUCAUUAGCGAAAAAGCGAGGUCUAUCUUCGAAUAUCAAUCCUAAUGUGACAGGUACAUCACAAAAGAACUUCUCGCAGCUGAACGAGCGGCGGUCGCUGUCGAGCAGGAAAGAAGAUCUCUACCACCCAUCGCCGCAGCAGCAGCAGCAACAGCAACAACAAAUGAGCGCCAAUGCUGUAUCAAAAGCAAGUGAACAGCAAAAACCCAAUAGAAGCCAUUCAACUCUAUCCAAACUGAUGUUCAAUAAAAUGUCUGUUAAUAGCAACGCAUCCUCAGUAUCACCUCGCUCCAGUACUACUGGUAAGUCGGUAGGCCUUCUACCGUUAAAGAUUACUCGAGAUAUGGGGGUUGAAGGUGGAGGCGGUGCUAGUACACCUAACUCUCCAUCUUCUGCCUUCUUUCAAAAUUCUCAACGCCCCAAUGCCACACCUGUUACCAUCACCAACCCUUUCGCCAAGUUUUCAAACUUUGUCAACGCUUAUAUUGUUCUCCAAGAAUUCUGUAAGGAGCUUGCGGCUGUUAUUCUUGUUCGUCAUGCUAGCAACUAUAAUGACGUGAGCUUCGUAAGAUAUCAGGGACAACGUGAAAUGAUGAUUCUCGAUUCUGUCAUGCAAACUAACCAAGCAGGCCCGUGGAUGAUGAGUAAUAACGAUGAGCUAUUUAUAGAUGAAGAGGUGGAAGAUAUAGAUGAGUUUACCAGACGGAAGAAUUUGGAAAAGUGGAAGAAUAGAAUCUCUGUCGUAUCGACUAUGACAACAGAUUGGCGAAGUGUAAAAAGUCUGGAUACAUUUGAUGAAGUCAUCACAGCAAGAAUACCCUUUCAAAGAAAAUCAGAUGCAGCUAUAAAUAAGGAUUAA